AUGUCACCUAUCACGAAGAAAAAAAACAAUACCCAUCGAGUCAAAUGUGUCUGUCGUGCUUUCGAUUGCUACUUGGGUCGAUAUGUUGAUGCAAAUGGGGUGACUCAAGUCGGAGUGGAGGUAUUACCCGCAACUUUGAUGGCUCAUGAACUUGCUGACAAAGUGAAUGAGGCCACCUCAAGCACGUCUGCUGAACAAGACAUACCAACCUCUCACAAUGCUCGAAACCGUUCACCAAGUCAAGCGUCCCUCAUCGGAUCUAUAGCUCGCUUGCGAUUGAAAGAAAAAAAUCCACAAUCACAAUCCUCUGGUUCUAACCCGAUGUCACAACAGCCCAUAGGUACUUUCGAGGCUCAUCGAACUGGUUUGACACCCAGCAACCAGGAUGUUCACCCCUUGGAAUCUGGUCUUCGAGGAACUCCACCAGAGCUGGACACUGGUACAGCAUCAAGAGAACCCUACCCGGGGGAUCAAAACACAUCAUCUGUAUUAUCGAAAAUGUGUUUAGAUUCCACAUCCGCAAAGGCGGCCGGUGUCCAAGUGUACAACUGCGGUGAGGUCUUUUUCUGGUAA
Messenger RNA from Melampsora larici-populina 98AG31, 573 nucleotides. RefSeq lists its product as uncharacterized. Lineage: Eukaryota; Fungi; Basidiomycota; Pucciniomycetes; Pucciniales; Melampsoraceae. Bases 1 to 573 code for a protein of 190 amino acids. The transcript has a single exon. The record is from RefSeq and is a predicted model, not a curated record.